Molecule: messenger RNA, 1668 nt
Organism: Cyclospora cayetanensis
Lineage: Eukaryota; Apicomplexa; Conoidasida; Eucoccidiorida; Eimeriidae
Product: ATP-dependent RNA helicase DBP2-A
Exons: 9
Coding region: 1-1668 (555 amino acids)
Cellular component (GO): nucleus; ribonucleoprotein complex; cytoplasm
Molecular function (GO): RNA helicase activity; ATP binding; RNA binding
Source: RefSeq, a predicted model, not a curated record
AUGUAUUCUGGGGCGGGCGGCUACAGUAGCGCCAACGGCUACGGCGGCGCUGGAGGCUACAGCUCCGGUGGCUACAGCUCUGGCGGAGGAUAUGGUGGCUAUGGUGGUGGUGGCGGCUACGGCGGCUAUAGCGGAGGUGGUGGUUAUGGUUCUUACGGAGGGGGAUAUGGAGGGGGGAGGUACGGCGCUGGGGGAGGAUACGGCGAAAGGAGGGAUGAACUCGGAUCGAAGCUGUCAUGUGUUGAUUGGCAGCGGGUAGAUCUGGUGCCGUUUGAAAAAAACUUUUAUGUGGAACAUCCGGAAAUCGCACAGAUGCCCCCAGAGGAAGCAGACAGGAUCCGAAAUGAUCAUGAAAUCACCAUCAUUGCAGGUUUGAACGUACCAAAGCCCUGCCCUACUUUCGAGCAUACGUCUUUCCCAUCAUACCUCCUUGACGCCAUAUCGGCCGCAGGAUUUCAGAAGCCGACGCCUAUUCAGUUGCAGGGGUGGCCAAUUGCUCUUUCUGGAAGAGAUAUGAUCGGUAUAGCAGAAACGGGAUCUGGCAAAACUCUGGCAUUCCUGCUUCCCGGGAUCGUACACAUUAACGCCCAGCCGUACCUCAGGAGUGGCGACGGGCCUAUAGCACUUGUUUUGGCACCAACUCGCGAAUUGGUCGAACAAAUUCGCGCGCAAUGCAAGCUUUUCGCCUCACCGUCGAAGAUUAACCAUGCAGCUGCCUAUGGUGGCGUUCCUAAACGCGCUCAGAUUCAGGACUUGCAGCGGGGGGCGGAGAUCUGCAUCGCAUGCCCAGGGCGUUUGAUUGACUUCUUAGAGAGCAACGUAACGAACCUUCGUCGCGUGACGUACUUGGUGUUAGAUGAGGCAGACAGAAUGCUGGAUAUGGGUUUCGAGCCUCAAAUUAGGAAGAUAGUCUCUCAGAUAAGGCCGGACAGACAGACUCUUAUGUGGUCCGCCACCUGGCCGAAGGAAGUGCAGAAUCUUGCCAGAGACCUCUGCAAGGAAGAGCCUGUUCACAUUAAUGUUGGCAGUCUGGAUCUCAAGGCCUGCCAUAACAUUAAGCAGGAAGUAUAUGUGCUGCAGGAGUACGAGAAGAGGGCCCAGUUAAUGUCUUUACUCAGACGCAUUAUGGACGGAUCUAAGAUCCUGGUCUUCGCUGAGACAAAAAGAGGGGCUGACAACCUGACCCGCGAUUUGCGGAUGGAGGGAUGGCCGGCGCUUUCUCUCCACGGUGACAAGAAGCAAGAGGAGAGGACAUGGGUGUUGGACGAAUUUAAGCAAGGAAGAAACCCUAUCAUGGUGGCUACAGAUGUGGCGUCUCGGGGCUUGGAUGUAAAAGACAUUCGUCAUGUCAUCAACUAUGAUAUGCCGAAUCAGAUCGAGGACUACGUUCACCGCAUAGGUCGCACGGGUAGAGCCGGCGCCAAAGGUAAUGCAUACACGUUCUUCACAGCGGAUAAGCAACGGCUAUCCCGCGACCUUGUCCGUGUGUUGAAGGAGGCUAACCAGGUAGUUCCUCCAGAGCUUGAGGCUCUUGUAGGGUAUGGAGGUGACAGCGGUGGCGGUGGACGCUGGGGAUCUCGCGGAGGGGGAGGCAGGGGCCCCAGAGGGGGCCCAUAUUCCCGCCCGGGAGGGCCCAAUGGGAUGCCACUUGGCCCCGGACGCUACUAG